GUUCUUGACGUCAGCGCACCAAACUAACCGGCAUGCAUUGCUUUGGCCCGGCUCAGCUCGGCUCGGCUCGGCUCAGCUCGGCCCGGCUCGGCCCGGCUCGGUGUCCGGACGUUGAUAUGACCGUUAUAUAUGUUUAUCUAUAUGUUUAUAUGUUUAUCGAUCUGUGAAACAAACGGUUGAAUCGAUCCGGUUCAGCAACGCGGCUAAGCUAAGCUAGCUGAGUGUUAGCUAGCAGCCUGAGAUGGAAAUGGAAGAAGAUUUAUUAGAUCCACAAGAAGUUGACGUAGCCAGAACCUUCUGGGCCGAGGAGGACGUGGACCAGGCUUUUGAUGGCGUUUUUGAGUAUCUGGGUCACCUGAAGAGAGUCCUGAAGAAGAACACGGCCACAGAUAAAGAAUAUGUUCAGGGGCUGAAGCUGCUGCAGGUUCUGGACUGUUCUCCUCCGGCCUCCGCUCAGGACUCCUCUGUGGUUCAGGUGGUCAUCGGCUCAGGCGAGCUGCUUCCUGCAGACUUCUCCCACCACAGCCCCCCUUCCUCCCCCUCUCCCUCCCCCUCUCCCUCCCCCCCUCCCUCCAACGGGCUGUCCAGCUCAGCAGCUCCCCCUGCAGGCAGAGAGGAGCUGCUGCCUCCUCUGACCCCCGUCCAGCUACAGUACCAACCCCACCCCUGCUGCAAGGCCUGCCUCUCCAGUUUACCCAGCAUGCCUCAGUCCACGCCUCCAUUCUGGGGUCAGAACCCUCUGAAGGUGCCGCUGCUCUGCGGCUUUAAGAGGCUGACCGCUGUGAUGUCAUCGAGAGGGGGCGGGGCCUCUGAUGACGAGGGGCCGGAGCUGGCGGACUGUGAUGUCGUGGAGGACGUCGUUUACAAGGCGCCGUGUGGACUCAGCCUCCGUAACCAUGACGACGUGAUGCGUUUCCUGUUGGCUACAGGAAGCUACGAUGUCCUGCAGGUGGACUUCUUCACCUUUAACCCGUCUGUCCGGUUGGACCCGCCCCUGCUGCUGGGCCCCCGGCUGCCGGAGCUGGACCUGAGCCGCGGCGUCGAGCCCACACCGGUGGAGCUGUGCGUCGGGGACGACGGCGCCCGGCCGGCCGACUUCCGCUACCGGAAGGACCGCUGGCCGCACGGCUGCUUCCUGAGCCGCGGGCCGACGCUGUUCAACGCCUGCUGCGACUGCACGGACGGCUGCAGCGACGCAGAACGCUGCGCCUGCGUCGCCAUGACCACCGGGGGGCGCCGUUACAGCCACCACAGGCUGGAAGAGCCCGUUCCGUCAGGCGUGUACGAGUGCGGUCCGUGGUGUGGUUGUGACCGAGCUCGCUGUCAGAACCGGCUGGUCCAGAGAGGGAUCAGGGUCCGCCUCCAGGUCUUCCCCACUGACGGCCGCGGCUGGGGUGUGCGUUGCCGUGACGACCUGGACCGCGGCACGUUCGUGUGCAUCUACGCAGGCGUGAUCCUGCAGAGGGUCUGGACUCCAACAGAACCUCCUCCCCCGAAGCUGACGAAGGCGGACCUCCCCUCGGACGACGAGGUGGAGGUCGUCACCGAGUGGCUGGCUCCGCCGGUGCUGGAGGGGCGGAGCAACCUGCUGGAACCCACCUCGCCCCCGCUGCACGUCCCCGUGAUCCAGAGACCGGCUGACAGCAACGCCGCAACCAGCACGCCUCAGGACCGAGACCGGGUCAGAGACCGGGUCAGAGACCGGCUGCUAACUGGUGCUAAUGUUAGCAUGCUAGCAGCUAGCAGUGACCGUCCGUUGUUUGUCCUUCAGACGGUGCUGGUCGGAGGUCCAGAUCCUCCGUCUCCUCCGGCAGCCGGCUCACCUACUCCAGCGCAGGAGAGGACGGUUGCCCCGACAACAGCCAGUCCAAAGGCGGCGGCCUGCGGCGUGAACGGCGCCGAGACGAAGAGUCAGAGGAGUUUAAAGAGGGCGAUGAAGGACGUUAACUUCCUGGACGCCAGCAAGGAGGGAAACGUGAGCCGCUUCAUCAACCACAGCUGCCAGCCCAACCUCUUCAUCCAGAACGUCUUCACCGACUCCCACGACCCCGGCUUCCCCGUCAUCGCCUUCUUCACCAGCAGGGUUGUGAAGGCCGGCACCGAGCUCACCUGGAAUUACUCCGCCGACACACAGAGGAAACAGGAAGUGGCCUGUCUGUGCGGCAGCAGUGGUUGCCGAGGACAGUUCGCCAUCGACCUGUGUGACCUGUGUGACGUGGAAGGUGACACACAGGAACCGGGUUCGGGCUAACACCCAUUGAAACACAGGAAUAUGUAUUUUUUGUACCACGCUGCUGUGACUCUGGUUUUUCUAAAUAAAAGGAUUCAACAUGGAAAA
Dicentrarchus labrax (European seabass) is the source of this 2338-nucleotide messenger RNA. It is a transcript of the gene setdb2, whose product is annotated as SET domain bifurcated histone lysine methyltransferase 2. The transcript has 11 exons. Gene Ontology annotation, cellular component: nucleus. Gene Ontology annotation, molecular function: DNA binding; histone H3K9 methyltransferase activity; zinc ion binding. Gene Ontology annotation, biological process: heterochromatin organization; negative regulation of gene expression. Lineage: Eukaryota; Metazoa; Chordata; Actinopteri; Moronidae. The record is from RefSeq and is a predicted model, not a curated record. Bases 242 to 2251 code for a protein of 669 amino acids.